This is a messenger RNA of Pocillopora verrucosa, 1447 nucleotides long. Its product is annotated as vesicular inhibitory amino acid transporter-like. NCBI's taxonomy places the organism in Eukaryota, Metazoa, Cnidaria, Anthozoa, Scleractinia, Pocilloporidae. Gene Ontology annotation, cellular component: vacuolar membrane. Gene Ontology annotation, molecular function: L-amino acid transmembrane transporter activity. Gene Ontology annotation, biological process: amino acid transmembrane transport. The record is from RefSeq and is a predicted model, not a curated record.
UUGAACGGCGAAGAAAAGAUGUUGUGAUACAAUCACAACCCUAUAAAUCCAGCCAGCUGUGAAAAUUAACUGCAAGCAUCAAUGGAGAAUUUCGCUGUUGCGCCCUUGAAUUCCUCUUAUCAGUCCUCAGACGAGGAAAAAGCGAACCCCGUAGAAGGCUAUGAUGACUUGACCUUUGCAGUAUUUGUUGCAACUUGUAUGACAGAAGAGACGCCGCUAAUCGCCGUAUCGCCAAAAGAACGCGGCGCUUCUGUGUGGAAGGCAACCCUAAACAUUAUCAACUUUAUCGAAGGAGUUGGCUUUUUAGCACUUCCAUUCGCUAUCGCCAAAGGUGGCAUUGCAGGGAUCGCUGCGUUUAUUAUCAUGCCCUUUAUCUAUUGGUUCACUGCGAAAAUACUGAUCGAAUGUCUUUACAAGAAAGACAAUCUCCAUAGACGCAUGCGCGUGCGCUCUUCUUGGAAUGAAAUCGGAAAAGAAAUGUGGCCGAGAUUUGGUGGGACUAUGAUAGUUGCUAUUCAAUGUUUUGAUUUAACCGUCAUCGCAACAUCCUACCUAAUCGUUUGCGGCUCUCUGAUGGCAUCGGCUUUCCCUUCAUUGCCCUUGACCGUUGUCAACUGGACGUGCAUUGCAGCCGUUGUGGUUCUUCCGUCGACAUUUCUUAAGUCUCUCUCGCAGAUUGCUUGGCUCAGCGUCAUUGGAAUCGCAGCUUUACUUGGAACUGCAGCGGUCAUUUUUUGGUAUGGGGUUACGCAUCGUUCCCAGUGGAACCCCAAAGAGCUCUUGUUCUGGGACACGCAAGGGUUCCUCAUCUCACUGGGGAUAAUUAUGUUCAGCUACGGUUCAGCCCCCAUUGUACCUUCCGUGGAGAAAGGUAUGGCCGAUAAAUCGAAGUUUGGACGAGCUUUGGGACUUGCCUACGUAGCUGCAGUGUUCUUUAAAUUGAGCUUCUCCAUUUUUGGUUUUCUGUCGUUCUCUUUUGCCACAGAUGAAAUUAUAACGAACAAUUUACCUCACAAUCUACCCCACGUGAUAGUCAGUGUGGUGUUUGUGUUAAGUUGUUUAUUUUCUUACGCCUUGCCUCUCCAGUCUGUUUUUCAAUACAUUGAGGACUCUGACACUUAUGGUCGACUGCAAAGGAAGGUACAGAUACCCCGAAUAGUUUAUACGGUGGGAAUUCGAGUUCUACUUGUUUCCAUAACCCUCACAGCGGCUGCCUUUAUUCCCCAUUUUGGUUUGUUAUCAUCGUUUUUCGGCAAUUUAUCUCUUCCUUUAUUCAAUUGCAUUCUUCCUUGCGUGGCUCAUCUGAUUCUUAGGAGAGAGGAUUUAAAACGGCGGGAAGUCGUUCUGGAUUAUGUCUUGAUCGUUUUUGGUGCAUUGGUGACGAUAUUUGGAACUUUUGUCUCCAGUAAAGCUUUGAUUGAAACACUACAUAAAUAAGCAAGUGAUA